This is a messenger RNA of Solea senegalensis (Senegalese sole), 2767 nucleotides long. RefSeq names its product G-protein coupled receptor 61-like. Lineage: Eukaryota; Metazoa; Chordata; Actinopteri; Pleuronectiformes; Soleidae. The transcript has 2 exons. Bases 415 to 1833 code for a protein of 472 amino acids. Gene Ontology annotation, biological process: G protein-coupled receptor signaling pathway. Gene Ontology annotation, cellular component: plasma membrane; endosome; signaling receptor complex. Gene Ontology annotation, molecular function: G protein-coupled receptor activity. The record is from RefSeq and is a predicted model, not a curated record.
GGAGGAGGAGGAUGCACAAGGCGAGAGGAGAAUGAGGCUCACACAGUGGCAAGUGCCUCAGCUGCAUUCACAAGGCUCAGUGAUUGAUGCCCAGUGUGUGCCUCAUCAGUGGGAACUGAACCAGGUUUUCAUCCUCAGAGACCACAGCAGCAGACUGAGCUGUAUCAGGAAGUACUCUGAUUCAGGAACCGAUUGCACACGUGAAGAUUUAUAAAGGGAGAUGAAACAUAAACUCCAAACCUCCUGACAAUCACAGCAUCAUCAUCAGCAUCAUCAUCGUCGUCGUCUGACGGACGACAGGGCGGCUUUUAAGCUCAUUUUGAAUCCACAGUUUUCUGGCCGCACUUCCUGGCUUUGAAGGAUGGGUGAUGGGCCUGUGACUGUUUCCGCCUGCCUGCCUUGUCCCACCUUUCAAUGGAGCCGAUGUGGAACUCCUCCCACCCACCUCCACAGCUCAUGUCCAACGUGUCUGCCUCCUCGCUGCCUGAAGGCUGGGCGCUCUCCCAGUCGCUAGCCCUGCUGGCCAUGCUUCUCAUGGAUCUGCUGGCGGUGGUGGGCAACGUAGCUGUCAUGGUGGUCAUUGCAAAAGCCCCGCAGCUCCACAAGUUUGCCUUUGUCUUCCACCUGUGUGUGGUGGACCUGCUGGCAGCGCUGGUGCUGAUGCCCCUCGGCAUGCUCUCCAGCCGAGCGUUCUUUGGCGAGGCCCUGUGCCGGAGCUACCUCUUUCUCAGUGUGUGCCUGGUCAGCGCCGCCAUCCUCUCCAUCUCUGUCAUCAACGUGGAGCGCUAUUACUACAUCAUGCACCCGAUGCGCUACGAAGUGAAGAUGACCGUGGGCCUGGUGGCGUCGGUGCUGGUGGGGAUAUGGGUCAAAGCGCUGGCCAUGUCCGCUCUGCCGCUCAUCGCUUGGAUUCUGCAGGGCGGACGGACGCCACUGUUGGAGAGCAGCGGCGUCGGAGGAGGGGGAGGAGGAGGAAGUGGAGCUGUCCCGCCUCCUCCUGCUCAGGGUCACAGACGCUGCUCGCUGCACUGGACGGGCGGAGGGUCAAAUCGCCUGGCCUUCAUGGUCCUCUUUACUCUGGUAUAUUUCCUUUGUCCACUUCUGGUCAUUCUUGUCGUGUACUGCAAUGUCUUUAAAGUGGCCCGGGUGGCGGCCAUGCACCACGGGCCCCUGCCCACCUGGAUGGACACUCCCCGUCGCCAGCGGUCAGAGUCGCUCAGCAGCCGCUCCACGAUGGUCACCGGCUCUGGCACCGGAACGGGGACGGGACGAGCGACUCCACAGCGGCCCUUUGGAGGAGGAAAGGCCGCAGCGGUGUUGGCGGCGGUCGGUGGACAAUUCCUUUGUUGCUGGCUGCCCUAUUUUACUUUCCACCUGUAUUCAGCUCUGGUUGCCAGUCCUCCAGCCACGCUGGCCUCUCUGGAGGAAGUGGUCACCUGGAUCGGCUACUUCUGCUUCACCUCCAAUCCUUUCUUCUACGGCUGUCUCAAUAGACAGAUCCGGGAGGAGCUGGGAAAGCACCUGCCUUGUCUGUUUCGCCGAGCGGGGAUGGAAGUGGAGGACCGGCUGCCCAGCCGCGAAGGAUCCAUCGAGGAGAAUUUUCUUCAGUUUCUUCAGGGCACCGGCUGCAACCUGGAUGCUCAAAACUCUCACAGCACAUCCAGUCCUAAGGGGGAGGCCUGCUGCCCCGUGCCACAGCCCCAACCACAACCACCUGACCCGGCACAGCCCAUACCCAUUGAUUUCCGUAUUCCGGGACAAAUUGCAGAGGAGACUUCAGAGUUCAUUGAGAGUGAACAGGGCAAAAACAACCGCAUUUAUACGGACAAUUAAGUUGUUGAAUGGAUUUAUUUCUCGGAAAAAUAAGUCUAAUUUUUGCCCGAUAAAAAAGAGACUUUCAGGAAAAUGUCUGUCUAUUUCUAACUGCGAGCUGGCCAACUCUGAGGCAGCUCCGAAACCACUUUAAAUUGUAUCUUUGAAUCACUGCACUUUGCCUCGUCAGAUUCCGCUGUCGUUUUUGGAAACAGUCACGGUGACGCAGUUCCGCUACUCGAGCAGGGAAAUGACUGCGAGGUCAGAAAAGAUGACCUUCUGUGACCUUUCACGUAAAUGAAUUAACAUUAACAUGUAACUUUUAGAACUUGAAAAGAGUCACAUGACCUACGACGGCAACAGAGUACGAUCCAGAUAGAAAUGUUCGUGGAGCACUUGCUGAAACACACUGGUGGUUUUAUGCCUUACAAAGAAAUUGCCUUUGUGACUCAGAGACAAUAACAGCGAGAGAUUCGUAGUCGUUGAUUGGUCGGUGGCAGGGCUGCAACUGUCGAUUAUUUCCUCGAUGAAUCGAGUAUUCUUUUGUCCAUAAAACGUAGUUAAAAUGUCGAUCGACUGAAUGACUUCUUUUUGUCAAAUGGAGCAAAGAAACCAGAAAAUCAGAAAGCUUGUAUUAAUUGUUAAAAUAAAACAAAAAAACCUUGAUGGCGAUUAAUUUCGUCAUCGAUUAACAAUCUAUUCAUGGAAUAAUGGCUGCAGCCCGAGUGAUUAAUGCCACUCUCAUCCAGAAACUUAUGGGAUUAGAUUAAGUCUCAUGGAACUGCUACGACUUUGUUUACAGAUACACUUUUUGUGAAGUUUGUUUGCUUUUCUUUGUCCAAUCAUUCUAAAAAAAGAAAGAACGACUCAGUUUAGGGUGUAGGUUGAACUUUAUAAACCUACGCGCCACAUCCGGCUUUUCUGCCAUGUGAUAUAUUUGGAUAUAGACUUUUUG